CUAAAUGUGUCUUACCUUGGAGAAAUAUUUCUUUAAAGUUUGUAUUUUGGCGCUGUUUCGGCUUUCAAACCGUGGGCACCGAUUUUAAAUCAGCGGUCUUCCAAAUGAGCCUGUGACGUAUGUUAUGGGGAUCACUUUAGAACGCGUUAUCGUUCAGCUAAGUUUUAAUACAAAUUGCUUCUUCGUCGACCCUUCGUUAUGAGCGGAAUAGAACCAUUUCAGUUCGAACCAGUAUAUCAGCCUGGAGAAGAACCACCUCAGGAAGAGAGUGUAGGACAGGAGGUAGAAGCCCACGAAGAAGACAAUACUUCGAGGAUGGGAAACACCGAAUGGUGUUUGUGCGGCGCUUGUGCGCUUAUGCCGGUGGCAAAUGAAUGUUACUGCUGCCAAGAACUAGAGGAGCUUAAUCAAAAGUUCGACAAUUCAGGUGUUAGAUGUAUAACAGAACAUCCGAAAUUUGGUAUUGUGUGCUUGGACACGGCAUUGGUUGCAAUCCACAGUGUGCGGCUCAAUCCAAUUCCCGACCCUAUCGUCAACAGAACUUGGCGUUUGGCAGCCUACAUACAAUUUACUUGGUGGGCACAUGGGGUAUUAGGAAAAAACCGGCAGAGAAUCGUGCCAGCAUGCGUCGUCACGGCCAUACGUAAAACAUUUCCAGAAGAGAGUGGUAAUUACGUGGGGUUUCGAGAAGCAGAUCUGGAACUUUGAACUUUAUCCUUAAUGUCCUUUAAUAAUGAUUAGUAACAUAUCCUUUGCGUGUAUAACUUCAGAGGCUCUUCUUUCCUUAUGUUACGGUUUCUUUCUAAAGUUUGCGUGAAAUAUACAAUUUCUUAUCGAGGAUAUGAAUUACUAACACAUUUCUGCAUAGUGAUUCAGUCAAAAGCCAUGCAGAGCCAAACGAAUGUCAUCCCUACUGCAGUUAUUAAAUUAUCCACAUUGCCAGGGAUAGCUGCGUGGCCUGAAUGAAAUAAACCUCAAACCUAACUUUGAUUGCUUUUUGCUACGA
Messenger RNA from Pocillopora damicornis (cauliflower coral), 1006 nucleotides. RefSeq names its product P2X purinoceptor 7-like. The record is from RefSeq and is a predicted model, not a curated record. Lineage: Eukaryota; Metazoa; Cnidaria; Anthozoa; Scleractinia; Pocilloporidae.